This is a messenger RNA of Plasmodium gallinaceum, 1884 nucleotides long. RefSeq names its product eukaryotic translation initiation factor eIF2A, putative. The record is from RefSeq and is a predicted model, not a curated record. The transcript has a single exon. Gene Ontology annotation, molecular function: translation initiation factor activity; mRNA binding; ribosome binding. Lineage: Eukaryota; Apicomplexa; Aconoidasida; Haemosporida; Plasmodiidae. Gene Ontology annotation, biological process: translational initiation. The coding region runs from base 1 to 1884 and encodes 627 amino acids. Gene Ontology annotation, cellular component: cytosolic small ribosomal subunit.
AUGUUACAAAAUAAUGAAUGUAAUAAUUUAUAUUUUUUAGCAUUAAGUAGAAAUAAAGCAACAAUAUAUGAAUAUGAUGUGAAUUUAAGUAAAAAUAUUAUAGAUGAAAUAAAUGAAGAAAUUAAGAAAAAUGAAGAACAAAAUAAAUUAAGUAAUGAUAAUGAUACACUAGAAGAGAAUAAAGAUAACAAUAAAAUAAGUUUUUUAAAUGAACCUCGUUCAAACAUAUUAAAAAAGUCUACAAGUAAAUUUAAUAAUGAUUUUUUAUUAAAUAGAGGAAUUCGUGUAUAUAAAGAAUAUAAUGAUGUAGAAUUAGCUACAUGUACUAAUGAUUACAAAAAUAUAAUACUUGUUAGAAAAUCUAGUUUAAAUGUUGCUGAAAUAAUAGAAAUAAAAAAUGAUAAAAAUAUUACUUAUAUAAAAACAAAAACACAAAUUAAAAGGAUAAUGACCAGUCCUAGAGAUAAUUACAUAGUACUACAUUGUCUAUACAAACCAGAUAUAGUAAAUACAAAUUUAUAUGUGUAUAAAAUUGGUAAUAAAUCUAAUAAAAAAAAAAAAAAUAAAGAAAAAAAAAAUAUUGAAGAGAAUAAUAACGAAAUUGAAGAAUAUAGUGAGAAAGGAAAUAAUAUUAACGAGAAUGAUAUUGAAAAUAAAAAUAAUAACAAUAAUACGAAUGAUAAUAUAAUUUACAAUGAAUCAUUGGUAAUUGAAUUAACUUUAAAAAGUUACAGUAAUCACAAUUGGCCUUUUUUUAAAUGGAGUGAUAGUGAAUCUAUAUGUACUUGUUUAAUUAAUAAUCAAAUAAAUAUUUACAAAGGUAAUAAUUUACAAACACCAUUUAGUAAAUUAAAACUAGAUAAUAUCGAAUUUUUUGAACUUUCACCAGAAUUCAAUAAUAAAAAAGAUAUUUUAUUAGCUACAUAUGAAAAGGGAAGUAAAGGAAAUCCUUCUAUUUUUAAAAUAUUUAAUUUAGACAACUUGAAUAAGCACAUUUAUUCUAAAAGUUUUUUCAACUCUGAUGAAAUAAAAAUAAAAUGGAAUAAAAAUGGGACAGCAUUGUUAUUACAAAUUCAUACCCAAGUUGAUAAAGAAAAACAUUCUUAUUAUGGUUCUAGUAGUUUAUAUUUUAUUGACACUGUCACCUUAAAAGAAGUUAAUAUAAUGACUAAUAAAGGAUUAAUAUAUGAUACCAUAUGGUCUAAUAAUCAGAAUAAAUUUUAUGUUUGUAAAGGAGAAAUACCAGCAGAAAUUGUUUUGCAUGAUAAAAAUGGAAAUGUUUCUCAUUCAUUUGGUAGGCAUAAAUACAACACACUAAAAUUAAAUUGCAAUGAAAAAUUGCUACUAACUGGUGGCUUUGGUAACUUAAGUGGUGAUAUAUCUAUAUGGAAUACUGUUAGUAAAAAAGAAAUAACAAAAACAAAAUCUUCUUGUGCUGUUAUAUGUGAAUUUUUUAAUGAUGGAAAGCAUUUUUUAACAGCAACUACAAAUCCAAGAUUAAGGGUUGAUAACAAUUUAAAAAUAUAUAAAUAUAAUGGUAUAAUUGUUAGUAGAAUUAAUUUUGAAGAAUUAUAUAAUGUAAUAAUUUUACCAUUUAAUAAGAUUAAAUUUAAUGAAAAGGAAUCUAUUGAUUUUAAUUUAGACAAUUCAGAUAUGCAAAUAUAUAUUAAUAAACAGUUAGGCAUUGAUGAAAGGAAAACAGGCAUUUAUAGAGCACCCAGAUCAAGUGGAUUAUUAAAUAUGAACGGUAAUUUAACUUCAAAAGAUAAUAAAGUUAAGUCAUCUUUACCACCAGGUAGCAAUUUUGUUAAUGAAAAUAAAAGUUAUAAAAAGAAAAAAAAAAAAAAAAGUUCAAAAAAUAAACAAAAAAGAGAAACAUUUUAA